Molecule: messenger RNA, 1173 nt
Organism: Physella acuta
Lineage: Eukaryota; Metazoa; Mollusca; Gastropoda; Physidae
Molecular function (GO): heme binding; oxygen binding
Source: RefSeq, a predicted model, not a curated record
ACAGUGACCAUCAAGGUACAGUGACCAUCGAGGUACAGUGACCAUCAGGACCAAAUCACGAAAGAAAAUGUCUGAGCCACCUAACACACCUGUGACAAAGGGCCCACCCGACUCCGUCUACGGGACCCCCAGCUCCCAAAUGGGGGGUUCGCCAGCCACUGUCUUUGCAACCCCCAGCUCCCAACCGGGGGGUUCGCCAACCACUGUCUUUGCAACCCCCAGCUCCCAAAUGGGGGGUUCGCCAACGACAGUCUACGCCACGCCCGGCUCACGACUCAAAUCAAGCUCAGAUUCCGUCUUUAAUGACGACACCUUGGUGGGGAGCCCUGCCCCAGGCUUCGCUGCCAGCACCCCCAAGACUUCCAAGACCGGCUCCCCUGGGUGGCCCAUGCCGCCCACAAAGAUCAACGUGACGCCCAGAAACAAGACCCUGACGGUCAGCGCCAUACGGGCGCGGGCCUUCAGCUUUCCCAGGAGGGUGUCCGGCGACCUUGACAUUCCGUACCACUGGUCGUACGACAGUGAGGACAGUUCGGACUACAUCGCCAGGUUCUCCACCCCCGUCAAGUACGACCCGCUGACCCGCAUGACGGAAGCGGAAAAGAAGACUCUCCUGAAGUCUUGGCACAGUCUAGUUGGGCAGACGCCGGAGGAGUUUGCAUUCAAAGGAGAACAAUUCGGCAUCGACUUUUUGCACUGGAUGUUUGACAACGUCCCCAACAUGAAGAAAACUUUCAAGCACAGGUUCGAUCCCUUCCGACCCAAACCCGCCCUCAGUGCCGACCCUGAGUUCCAGAACCACAGCAAGACGCUGGUCACGUGGUUAGAGUCCAUGAUCACGCUGCUGUUUGAGCCGACCAAGUUCCGUCAGCAGGCCGCGCACAUCGCUAACGUGCAUCUCAGCAUGCCGGGCAGGGUCGGGAUGGCGUACUUCGGGCCAAUGGAGGAUAAGUUCCCCGCCUUCAUGGCUUGUACCCUCGGCAAGAAAACCAACGACCCUGAGGUGCGCCUGUGGAACCGCUUCAUGGGACUCAUCGUGGUCGAGGUAGAGAAGUCUGAGCGCUACCUCAACAGUGAGAAGUGCUGUUCGGUUCAGUAGCGGUCCGCGGGCCAUUCAGGCCAUACUAUGUCAGCUCGCUUAAAUUAAUGCAUCACAAUGUUACCAGUGGUGAA